Messenger RNA from Xyrichtys novacula (pearly razorfish), 6651 nucleotides. Lineage: Eukaryota; Metazoa; Chordata; Actinopteri; Labriformes; Labridae. The record is from the annotation of a GenBank genome assembly.
GCUUAAGGGUGAUUGAAAACAUCUGACCGAGCGCCACCACCCUCUCCUCCAGGCAGCUCGCGUGGGGACAGCCGAACAUCACCGGGAACUGUCGAAACGGUAGACGAAACUACCUCAUUGUGUGUACUUCCUGGUCCAGUUACGAUCCUGUCUGUGCUCCUAUGAGAAGAAGCAUCGCUCUGCCUCCCGGCUCUUUCUCUGUUCAACAGCGGAUGGAAGCGCAGGAACGACGCAUGUAGCUUUACAGGUGAAAAUAUUGAUGUUUUAGACAUCUGCAGCUGCCCCUAUAUCCCGCGUGGGUCGAUUUUGGACGUGCAAUCCACAAAUAUCCAGCUUGGAGGGAACUGUCUGAACGGCUGCGCAACUGGCAGCAGCGUUUGUCUGAUGUGUGAUCAAGGAUUGGGAAGUAAACACGCCGGCCUGCGCUCAUGAACAGAGGCGCGGUGAGAUUGAUGCCUCAGCCUCCGUUUGUCCUUGAUUGCAAGUUGAUUUUACUUUGGAGCAAAGAGACUCUUGGCUCCGAUGGCGUCAGCUGCAAAGGUGUCUAUUCUGGAUUACUUUAAUAUUGUGUUUGAAGGUGAAAAUGGUAAAAUCGAGUCCAACUGCAAGGCUUGUGGCACCAGGAUCCAGGCGAAGCGGAGUGUCACGUCCAACUUUGUAACGCAUCUUAAGGUAAUCAUUUCAAAAUGAAACUCUGUGUGGCUUAUCCAGCAUAUAUUAAAAUCUGCUGCAACUAUUAACCCUGCAGUAUCUAUACUGUCACUCAAAACCUGCCUAUGCUGACAGUCUGUUGCGUAUUUUCAAGAGAAGUACUACAAUCAGCUCACUGUUCUAUCUUCUUAUGAAAUCAAAACUAGUGUUUGAACUAUUUCUCUGUCAGACAGUAACACUGUUUUUUUUUCUCCACACUCUGUCUCUCCAUAUUCAGCGGAAACACCAAGCUAUGUAUGAUGACUUUGUGAAAAGGAAGGAUAUGAAAAGAGAGGGUUACUCCUCUGCUUCCCUGCAUACUUUCCCCAGCAAUGGAGGGAAUACCCGCUACGCCAUCCCCAUCAGCGCUGGAGGGGGAGGAGGUGGAGGAGGAGGAGGAAUGGUAACCACUGAGGGAGGAGUAGGAGGAGGCUCUGGGGGAGGAGGGGUGACCAAGUUCGACAGACAUGACCCACGCCAGGUGUGUAUUUAAGUACACCAUUGCUUGGGAUGCCACGAACCAAGCGGUGAUUUGUCCAAUCCUGCAAGUGCCACUUUAUCCAAUGCAAUCAUUUGCUGUGACAAAGGUAACUCCCUGUUUUUAUUGCCUCCAUAGGUUCUGAUCUCUGAGGCUAUUGCUAAGAUGAUUGUGCGAGAUCUGCAGCCAGUGUCCAUAGUGGAAAAUCAAGGUUUUAGAGAGCUGCUUCAGCUCCUGGAGCCACGUUACACACCUGAGGCCCAGCAUUAUAUUCAAAGUCAGCUCCUCCCAGCUUAUGCCUAUCAGGCCCAGCUGGCAACUCGUCAGGCUCUGGCUUCAGCUCACGCUCUCAGUCUCAGCCUGGAUCUGUGGAGAGGCUUCACUGGAGCAUCCGCAGGGUAAGGAGGUAAAACCAGCCAUAAACAGGAUAAUAUCUUCAUUUUUUAUUCUCUCAAUAAUGAGUCCUCUCUCUCUCUGUCUGUCCCUCUCUCUCUAUAGAUACCUCGGUGUCACUUGCCAUUUUCUCACAUCUGAUUGGCAGAUGCGUUCGGCUCUCCUGGCCUGUCUCCCCUUGACUGGAGGCUGCUCUGAGAACCGUGUCCUAUCAGACUUUGAUGAGGUGUGUCACUCUCAUGGAGUGUCAGGCAGAGCAUUUCGUAUCGUAGCAGACCCUUUCUCGAUAACAGCAAAAGCAAAGCCGUGUUGUCUUCCCGGCUUCCUGGUCUCACCGUCUCAUUCUAAUGAGCUGCAGGAGGACAAUACAGAAAGGCUGGACGAUGGUAACAAUCCAGAGGAAGGGAUGAGGAAUGGCCAUGGUGACUGUGGGGGAAAAAGAGAGUGGGUGGACUCAUGGGAAAAAGGGCUGGGUGGUUGUCGGGUAGACUGUUUCUCUCGCUGUCUUGAACAGUCCAUCAGAGAGGGGUUACACUCCUGUCCACAGCUGUCCUCCACACUGGCCAAGGCUGCCUGUUUUUACACCUACAUUACCUCUGCUGUCCCACCUGAGAAGCUUAGCCAGGUGUUUGACUGUCCUGGAUUAACCAUGGGUGGAUCAGGAAAUGCCCCUCCUGCAGCAAGAGACUGGGCAGCUCAGCUCAAGGUAAGUCAUAUUACUUUGUCAUAUGUAAUGCUCCAGUUAUUUGGCCUUUUAAAGCAUUAUAGACACAUUUUUAUUUUUCAUUAAAUACUGUUCUAACUGUGCACACAUGUCAGGACAUUCAAUUCAUUUAAUAGUAUAAAUAGUACAUUAAUAUAUCAAGAAGUUUAAGGCUGUUACACCUUCAUAUGUCAGAGUUGAAAAACAUAAUCUCCUCAGAAAGGCAAAAGUGACAUUGACCACACGUUACAAGAAUAGCUUAAAAGGGAUAUUCUGGCGUAAAAUUAAUUUGGGGUCAAACACACCGUAACACAGAGUUAGACACCCCGAGAGAGAUUAAUGUUGCCGACCGCUUGCUUCUCUAGUUUUACCAACUUUAGUAAUGACCGUAGGAUAGCAAUACACAGCGGUCUGAGGAACCAUAAACAAACCUCAACCAAAACGCCACUCUAUAGCCACAAAUAAUGCUCAGAACAGCACCUAACUUCAUCAACAGUACAUAUAGGGUCCCAGCCAUGGCACUAACCACCAAACAUUUUCUUAACUUUGCCUGAUUUCUUUAGCAAAGAGACUAAACACAACUCAGCUACUCUCUUCCGGCCGCCGCUUGUUUGUAGCGAGACCUCGGGCCAGUCUCUCUCGGGGGUGUCUAACUCUGUGUUAUGGUGUGUUUGACCCUAAAUUAAUUUUACGCUGGAUUAUCCCUUUAAGGGCACAGCCAUAAUCAAUUAAAACUGGGUAAACAGUAUGGUGAUGAAGACCACAGAGCACUUUGGAGUUUUUCUUAUGAAUUUCUUUCUGUCGUGACGUUUGGUUGUAAAAGUUACUUUGACAAAAACUCAAGAUUCAAACAUGUUAGCUUGCACCUACGUUGCUGUGUAUUAUAUGAAAGGUAGACAUAAAUGAGAGAUUUGUCCUGGUUUAAAAUUGUCUUUUUAUUUUUGAUGUAGGUUCUCCGACGGCUGCUGGACUCGGUAGAGUUUUUGGAAGAGGUGAGCGGUCCUGGGGAACUGGCUCUGGAUGGUUCAGAGAGAGCCCUGCUGAGAGAGCUCACUGACACUCUGGAGCCCUUCACUGAGGCCUGGGACAUGGUCCAUGGUGAAAGACAGGCAGAUAUGCAGACAGACAGACACGUGUCCAUCAGUCUUGCUUUGCCCUGUGUUCUGGGCCUAAGGAAGCAUCUCUCCGAGACAUCAACCCCUCACUGCCGCGCUCUCUUGGCUGGCCUCAGUCAAGCUGUGGAAAGUCAACUGGCCCCUAUCUUGGAUGACCCCCUCUACAUCACUGCCACCACCCUAGACCCCCAGUUUAAGCUCUCCUGGAGCAGCACCCCUGAUUGGCACAGACAAGUUCUUAUAGAGGAGUUAUCUAAACUUUCAACAGCCGCCAACUCAGUAGACCCAAACACAGACCUACAUUCUCAGUCCCAGACCCCGCCUGACCUGGCUCCAUCACCAGUCUCUCCCCUCUCACGGCCGUGCAAGCUGUUCUCGUUCAUCAAGCAGAGACCCACCACACAGGCAAAGAGCUUGGAGCAGGAGCUGGCCGUGUACCUGCGUGAGGAGCCCACAGACGAGGAGGCUUUGCAUUACUGGCGACGUAAAGCCAUUGACUUUCCUCUGCUUGCACAAGUGGCCAAGCAGACGUUCACCAUACCUGCUUGUGGAACUGUAGUGGAGAGUAUUUUUUCCACUGCUGAGCGCUGUCUGCGGCCAGAGAGAGGCCGUGUUUUACCAAAGAACCUGGAGACACUCAUCUACCUCAAAGCUAACUACAGAUUAUUAUGGACUCAUAGCUAAAUGUCAAGCUUUGUUUUAACUAGAAAGCAACUGGGACUAAAUACAUGCAGUGAAGUUAUGGUUUAGAUUCUAACCUCUAAGCUAGCAACAUAAUCUAAUCCUCAUAUUACUAGUUAUUUGACAUUAAAUUGCGCAGUUUCUAGUUCCAUUCUUAUGAAUCAUUUUGCCGUCUGUGGUUGGUGUGGACUGUUGCUUUGUACUAUGUAGCAUGCGUACACCACAUGCGGUGGACCAGGGGAAGUAGGAGUGGAUCAAUGCUUAGGCAUUUACUUUAAUAUUAUUUGGCUUGACCAGGAUCUCCAGCUAACCUCAAGACCACAGAGCUCUGUUUCUAUGCUCCCCGCCCCCAAAGACAGCCUGUGUGUUUAACAGCUAAGACUGACUCACCAACAACAAAAACCAAAUGGUCAGUUAUUGCCUUCUGUUGCAGAUGAUCCAUUUCAGAGGGCUUGUUCAUUUGACGCUUUUGUUUUGAAGGAAAGUAUCAGCUGCUAAACAAUAUGUCUGUGCAUCACCACUUAUCCUUUUUUAUGCCUCAUCACUGGAGAAUCAAAAUAAAUGAGUUUCACUCCCAAAAGUAGAGAUGUUUGCAGAUGUCCAUGCACCCAUGCAUGAGGUGUUAACGUUGCACACUUUUUUAAACCAAUGAAGGACUGUUAGCUUCCUCAUGUAUCCUCCUUAUGUCAUCUGAACCUUUGGUCAUUUCUAUUUUCCUCUGUCAGUCCUUUAUAACACUCUUAUGGGGUGGAGGUCAAUCAUGUUUCCGUGUGCUGUAACAGCAUUUUUCUCUGUUUUAAUUUUGUGUCCACUUCUAUCUCUCAGCUUUUAGCGUUUCAAAUGGUUUUGACCCCGCCUCUUCUCCAAGAAACUAUCAGAGGAUGUGUGUGUUUGGCACAAGAAGUAAUUUUUAAUAAUUGAAGUAUUGAAGCCACUUUUUAGGGCAUCGCUUUGAUGAAAGAACUGUGAAUGUUGCAGUGUGGGUUUGCCUUUAUUCAAGUACUCUGUUACUGUGCGCUGGGCCAGUGGGGAGCGAGGGUAAUUCUAUGUUAUUCCAUUAUGGUUUAAUUUGAGUCAGCAGGAAGGCAGCAGUCACAUCCACACAGUCCUUUCUCUCUCUCUCUCUCUCUCUCUCUCUCUCUCUCUCUCUCUCUCUCACUCCUUUCUUUCUUUCUUUCUUUCUUUCUUUCUUUCUUCACACCACAAAUUUGCACACUCCUUCCAUUCUCAUCUUUUGUAAUGCUACAUCAGAAUGCACAAACUGCCUCCAAGUAUUCAUUAAUGUUUAGAAAAACUUGAAUCUGUUUGAAGAUGGCUGUCUAUCUGUCUGUUAGGAUUUUUUAAAUCCAAUAAUAAGUGUCACAGUGUGUACGCCUCUUUUCGAACUAUGAAACAGCUUCAUGUGAGCGUUGCUGUUUUGUUGUUGAAAAUCACUUCAGAGGAAGUGUUGCAGUCUAAGUGGGAUGCAAUGAGAUUUCCCUCAUAGAUCAUGAUUAUCAGAGAUUGCUGUGAUCUUAAUGAUUAUCACCCCAGGAUGUCUCUUUGGACUUGGAUGUUUUGCUUGUUAUCUGUGUGGCUGUGUCAGUGUUCUUAUCUUUGAAAGAGUGUGGGUCUUUUUUUUCUUUUUUUUGCCCAUCCCCAUGGGGUGUGUUGUUGUUUGCCAGUGUAUGUAGAGCAGCUUGGAGCCUCCCUCCCCUCCCCUCCUCCCCUCCCUCCCCCUCCGGCUGUGACAGCUCAUCCAUAUGAGUUAGAUGAGCAGGCUGGGCUGCAGUCCUGUUGGUAAUUGCUUCUGAAAUGAAUUACUUGGCAGAGAGCGAGGCUGAGGGAGGGAAGGAAAUUGUAAUUGAACUGCCCCUUCUCUCUCCCUGUCUCUCCCUUAUGCCUCAAGUUAUUACAUCUGCAGUGCAGAAAGCCAUUUUCUGUCUGCACAUAGACACACAUACACAAAACCAAUUUUUUCCCUCCCCCAUGCCGCGGCCUCUGCAGAGACCCAUAUUGAUGCAGGGUGAUUUCAUAGAUUGAUUGUUCACAGGCACUUGCACACUGGACCACACUUCCACUCUUAUUUAUAACAUAGAGACAAAUACUAGGAAUAAUCUCUUACUCAUUGUAUUUGUUAGUGUUUGUUUUUGUUUGUGCUGCACUGCUUUCAGUCUGCCCCUAUUCUGGGUGCCCUUUAGUUGGCCUUGGUGCAUUACUAAGGUCUAAUGGGGUACAGUCACUGCAGCUGGCACAAACAAAAGUUGUGUUGAGCAGAAAGAGAGCCCUAGUUACCCCGUACACACAGCUACAGCCAAGCACUGAUAUUAAUAACUUGCCUGUUGCUGGCCCGUUGACAGUUAAAUCCUGAUGGAUUAAAGGGAUGCCUCUCAGUGCGUUUGAGGUUGAACUUUUAUACAGAGAAUCUGCUAGUUUCCUUCCUUUAUUUAGUAACUCCAUUAAGAAUGUCAAAGAUACAAGCCUAGCUUUGGCCCAGCUUUGUCACCUACUCUUGUCCUGUCCUUUGGCCUUUUUGCAGCCGGGGCAUGGACGUAAAGGGGGGAGUGACUCAAAUGAGCCCCAGCCAGACAUGCUCAUGUUGUGACUCCAGC